AUGUCCUCAGAAGACCUGGCAAAGGUUGUAGCAUCAAAUAUUGGAGUAAUAAAGCAAACCAUCGAAGAUGCCGUCUCCUCAUCACCUCUUACAAAUCAUUGUAACCUUGUUGCUGUGUCUAAAACAAAGCCAGUAGAAUUGAUAGAGGCUUGUAUUGAAGGUGGUCAAUGGGAUUUCGGUGAAAACUAUGUGAAUGAGUUGGAAGAGAAAUCCCAGUCGUUGCAUGAAAAGUUUCCCUCUAUUCGUUGGCAUUUCAUUGGACAAGUUCAAAGUAAUAAAAUUCCAAAAAUAUGUAACAGUCCAGGUUUAUACGCGGUUCACACCUUGGAAUCUGAGAAACACUGUUUGGCUUUCAAUAAGGAGUUCGUGAAAAAAAACCAAGAACUGAAUGUUCUGGUGCAGGUUAACACAAGUAAGGAAGAACAGAAAGGAGGAUUGCUUGCCGAUGAUGCUGUUAAACUUGCUCAUUUCAUCAGAGAAAGCUGUUCCAAUUUGAAGUUUUUAGGCUUCAUGACCAUUGGCUCUUUUGACAAUAGUCAUGCUAUCCCAAAUCCUGAUUUCGACGAGCUUUUCAAAGUUCGUUCUCAAUUCUCUCUCCAGUCCGGAGUAGCAGAAGAAAAGAUAGAACUGUCAAUGGGUAUGUCCGAUGACUACGUACAAGCAAUACAACAAGGAAGUACAGUAGUGCGUGUCGGCAGCAAGAUUUUUGGUGCUAGAAUAUACAAAAAUUAG
Molecule: messenger RNA, 732 nt
Organism: Auanema sp. JU1783
Lineage: Eukaryota; Metazoa; Nematoda; Chromadorea; Rhabditida; Rhabditidae
Source: the annotation of a GenBank genome assembly